ACUUGUAUUUUUUAUGGGGAUGGAGAAAAAAAAAACCGACAAGCUAAGGAUGGUCAAAUACUUCAGGCUUGAGGCCUAUAAAAAGGAAUAGAGAGCCCUCUUCAUGAGAGGAUAGAAAAAGGAAGAGCUACAGAAAGAAGAAACAAGGAUAAGUAUAGAGGGAGAGAGAGAGAGGUAGAAGAAGAAGAAGAAGAGCCAUGAAGGCUGAAGUGAUGAUGGUCAUGGAAGAGCAAAGAGGUGAGCCCGACGUCAUCGGCGGCGGGCGGUAUUGCGGACUGAGGGGUGUUGUUAAGGUACAAAAUGGUGAAAAUCAUCUGCAGACGAACGAUAAUUCGAACCCAUCUUCUCCCGAGCAGAGAAACAUAAGCACCAGUGAGCGGGAUCAAGAUCCGCUUAAAUCCGCCCGAGCCGAAAUGGGUGAGGUGAGGGAAGAAAAUCAUAGGCUUAAGACGUACUUGGAACGCAUAAUGAAAGAGUACAAGACCCUCCAGAUGCAGUUCUUCGACAUCGUCAAGCCCGAUCAGGAGCAGAAGAAACCUUCAGAUGAUGAAGCACUCACUAAUGGUAACGACGACAGGCAACAAAGUGAAGAGUCUGAAGAGCUUGUUUCUCUCAGCCUGGGAAGAGCCACCUCAAGCCAGCGCUCAGAGAAAGAUUAUGAGGGGAAGUUGUCAUUCUUAGAGAAUAUCAGCAAGGAUCAGGACUUGGGUCUUUCAUUGAACUGCAAAUUGUCUGAUGCAUCGAGAAUGAGUCUUCUCGAAUCUUGGCCGAGGAACAAUAAUAACAGAAAGAGUAGUCCAGCGACUAGCUUUGAAGAUCAUCGAAAGGAAGGAGCUGGAGAGACUUGGGCACCCAGCAGAGUCCUCAAAACGAUGAGAUCAAGUGGGGAUGAUGAGGUUUCCCAGCAAAACCCGGUCAAGAAAGCUAGGGUUUCAGUGCGGGCUCGGUGCGACACGGCAACGAUGAACGACGGAUGCCAAUGGCGGAAGUAUGGCCAGAAGAUUGCAAAAGGAAACCCGUGCCCUCGAGCUUACUAUCGUUGCACGGUCUCACCAUCGUGUCCCGUAAGAAAACAGGUGCAAAGGUGUGCUGAGGACAUGUCCAUUUUGAUAACCACAUAUGAAGGCACGCAUAACCACCCCCUUCCGAGAUCGGCCACUGCCAUGGCUUCCACCACCUCGGCAGCUGCUGCCAUGCUGCUGUCCGGCUCCUCAAGCUCACAGCCUGGACAGAGUCACGGCACAUCUGCCACUACCGGGGCCGGCCUUCAUGGGGUUAACUUUUUUCUGUCCGAUGCUUCGAAAUCGAAGCAAUUUUACCUGCCCAGCUCGGCAAUGUCAUCUGCUCCUACUUACCCAACAAUCACUCUUGACCUCACUUCCUCGAACCUAUCACCAGGAUCGUCGACUUCGUCACAUUUCAGCCGAUUCUCCUCCCAUUCUUACCCUUCGACCACGUCCAGAUAUACUUCCACAAGCUUAAGCUUUAGUUCGCCUGAUCAAUCUGAUAAUAAUCUUCCCAUGUCGUGGGCUAAAAAUGGGCUUCUUAGCUACGCCACUCAACUCCAAAACACGAACCACACAGCUCAUCAACCCUACUUUCAGAUCAAGGACAACCCUAGCCCUCCUCAACAAUCUCCACCAGACACCAUCGCUGCUGCAACCAAGGCGAUCACGGCGGACCCCAACUUCCAAUCCGCUCUGGCGGUCGCUCUCAAGUCGAUAAUCGGCAACGGUAGCAGCGGAGCUGCUGCGGCGACUAUAGGAUAUCAUCAUCCGGAGGUCGGAGACAGCAACAGCUUCGGCCAAAAGUUGAGGUGGAGCCCCGAAGUGGCCUCUUCUCUCCUCCCCCAGGUGCUACAGGCGAAUGGGUGUGCGUCCAGUUGCUUGAACAAAUCGAGCUAGACAAGCGCUUCUCAACCCGGAAGUUUUGUGAUUGCGCCACCUUCCCUGUCGUUCUCUUUGUCGAAAAGUGCAUCCGCACCCCUGAAGGAUAACAGGGAUCGCGCAAAUUUGUAAGCUGGAGUACAUGAUGGCAUUUCAUUUGCUCUAGGACUUUAGUUGUAUCAUGAGGGAGGGAAUUGAGCAGCAUGACAAAAUAUGUAGCUGUUCAGAGCAAACAGCGUUUGUUCACAAAGAGUGUCGGGACAGCGAUUUGUUUCUUCACUUUGCUGGCUUAGAUUCGUGACUUGUUCUUGUUUUGAGAUUGAAAACUUGUGGCCUAUUGGUCCAGCAAAUUA
Messenger RNA from Rhodamnia argentea, 2239 nucleotides. Its product is annotated as WRKY transcription factor 72A-like. The coding region runs from base 198 to 1904 and encodes 568 amino acids. The record is from RefSeq and is a predicted model, not a curated record. The transcript has 5 exons. Gene Ontology annotation, molecular function: sequence-specific DNA binding; DNA-binding transcription factor activity. Gene Ontology annotation, biological process: regulation of DNA-templated transcription. Lineage: Eukaryota; Viridiplantae; Streptophyta; Magnoliopsida; Myrtales; Myrtaceae.